This is a messenger RNA of Lycium ferocissimum, 1510 nucleotides long. RefSeq names its product methyl-CpG-binding domain-containing protein 11-like. Lineage: Eukaryota; Viridiplantae; Streptophyta; Magnoliopsida; Solanales; Solanaceae. Bases 206 to 1282 code for a protein of 358 amino acids. Gene Ontology annotation, molecular function: DNA binding. The record is from RefSeq and is a predicted model, not a curated record. The transcript has 2 exons.
CGUGUGGUCGACCUGUUUCACGGCGUGGCGGUUGCUUUCAAACUAGUUUUUUAUCAAAGCAACAACCUCCUUACUACGACAUAUUUAUUCUUAGUAGAUGCCCAUAAAAAACUUUUGGUUGAAAUUCAAAGUACUAGUUUCUUUGUGAGUUUUGCUCUAAACAAAGUUGGAAUUCUCUAAGAACUUUGUUUAGUCAUUUUGUAAGAUGGCAAGUCCUAUGGAGAAGGGAACUCAUAAUGAUGAAAUUGUGUCGGUGGAACUUCCUGCACCUCCUUCUUGGAAAAAAUUGUUCACGCCAAAGCAAGGGGGUACACCGAAGAAGAAUGAGGUUGUAUUUAUUGCUCCAACAGGUGAGGAGGUCAAGAACCGCAGACAGUUGGAGCAGUAUCUCAAAUCACACCCUGGAAACCCUGCAAUUUCAGAAUUUGAUUGGAGUACUGGUGAGACUCCAAGGAGAUCAGCAAGGAUCAGUGAGAAGGCCAAGGCAAUGAGACCAGCUUCACUACUUGAAUCACCAAAGAAAAGACGCCGGACAUCGUCUACAAAGAAAGAUAAUAAGGAAACGGAUGCUGGAAAAGCUGAAAAGAGAAGUUCAGAAAUGAAAGAGAUGGAAUCUACCAAAGAAGAAAAUGAAAAUUCGGAGAAGAAAGACGGAGAAGCAGAAGCUGAAAUGGAGGACAAGGAGAAGAAAGAUGUGGAAGCUAUGAAAGAAGAUGAGCCCAUAGAGGGCGCUGAAGUGGCCCCUGCGGAGAAACCAGAGUCUGAAUCUGAGGAAUUUCACAGUGCUGAUGAGGGCAAGCAGGACAAGUCCGAAAAUGAAGAAACUGAAACAGAGGACAAGGGGAAGAAAGAGGUGGAAGCUGCACAAGAAGACGAGCACACUGGGGAGAAGCUAGAGUCCGAAUCUGAGAAAGUUCACAACGCUGAUGAUGGCAAACAGAACAAGUCAGAAAAUGCAGAAAUUGAGGAAAAACAAGUAUCUGGAGAAAAGCUGCAGCCUCAAAAUGAUAAAGAUAGUCCUGCAGCUGAUGUAAAUGAGCACAAGCCAGAAGAAAUUGCCGUGGAAGGGACCAAUGCCACAGCAGGAGGAAGUUCAAACCACGCGGAACUUGCUGUUGGUGGGGAAUCUAAGGAUGCCCAUGGGAAUGAUGGAGAAAAUAGGCCGAAAGAGGAGGAGAAAGAAAUGAAAGGAGCUGAUUUGGUUAUGGGAAAUGACAAGAUUAGCCAACCAAAGCUGGCUCAUUCCCAGCAGCAUCAGUCACCUGCACCUAUUAGCUGCUGAUGUAUCAGCCGAAUCACCCUUAGGACAUAUCCUGUUUACAUGUUUUACUGACUUUUGGAUUCAAUUUGAUUAUUGUAAUAGUAAUCUGUUGUAGUUUAGUGUCUAGUUUCCAGGAAUACUAGCGUCUUUUGUUUGUAUGUAUUUGUUUCUGUCGUGAUACACUAAUCUGUAUUAAAACUUUGAUGUAGAAUGUUUUAGCAGAAAAUCUGUGACUUACAGAUUUCAAUU